AUGGAAAAACGCGAGCUAGCAGUCUCGUUCGAUGUCGUAAGAGAGAAGAACUUAGAGCAAUUAAAGCUCCUUAAUAAUGUCAUCUUUCCAAUUAAAUACUCGGAUGAGAUCUAUCGUCAAUGUAUGGCAUGUGGUGAGCUUACACAACUAGCCUUCCACAACGACAUCCUGGUGGGCGCAAUAGCAACUCGUUGCGAGAAGCAGCCCAACGGCAAGGCCAAAGCAUACAUCGCCACGCUGGGUGUGCUGGCCCCAUACCGCAACUUUGGGAUUGGUGACAAGCUGCUAACGCGCACCCUGGCUGCUUGCGCCCAGGACCCCAACAUCGAGGAGGCAUCCGUGCACGUGCAGGUGGGCAACGAUGAUGCAAUUUGCUUCUACCAGCGCCACGGCUUCCAGGUCGAGGAGACAGUGAAGGACUACUACAAGAAGCUCUCACCGCCGGAUGCAGUUCUCCUAAGCAAGAAACUCCUUUCCUAG
Molecule: messenger RNA, 480 nt
Organism: Volvox carteri f. nagariensis
Lineage: Eukaryota; Viridiplantae; Chlorophyta; Chlorophyceae; Chlamydomonadales; Volvocaceae
Exons: 6
Coding region: 1-480 (159 amino acids)
Biological process (GO): mitotic sister chromatid cohesion
Cellular component (GO): NatA complex; cytoplasm
Molecular function (GO): N-acetyltransferase activity
Source: RefSeq, a predicted model, not a curated record